CCAAUAACUUAUAAUAGUUUUUCUUCUAUCCUCCAUCUUUAGCUGACCUUCCAUAUCUGUUCAUGGAAAAUUCCCAUCAACCAUGCAAUAGGAUGGAUUGGGACAAGCUUGGAUACGAUGUGAUUCCAACUGAUUACAUGUACAUAAUGAAAUCCAAUAAAGAUGGGACCUUUUCAGACGGAGCUCUGGUACCUUUUGGAACCGUUCAGAUUGAACCACAUUCUUCUGUGUUAAAUUAUGGACAGGGAUUAUUUGAGGGCAUGAAGGCAUACAGAAGAGCAGACGGUGGGGUGCAGUUGUUCAGACCAGAAGAAAAUGCCCUACGCAUGCAGAGGGGAGCAGAGAGGUUGCUAAUGGUGGCACCUUCUGUUCAACAGUACAUUGAAGCUGUCAAACAAGUUGUUACCGCAAAUAAGAGUUGGGUUCCUCCUUACGGAAAAGGAGCCUUAUAUAUUAGGCCUUUACUCUUUGGAAGUGGAUCCGUAAUGGGUAUUGCACCUGCACCACAAUGCACCUUCCUCAUCUACACUAACCCUAUUUGCAACGUUUACAAGGGACGAACUUCACCGCUGAACUUGUUGAUUGACGAUAGAAUUCCUCGCGCGUUUCCUGGUGGGACCGGAGGAGUGAAGAACAUAGGAAACUAUUCACCUGUUUUCGAAGUUACGAGAGAAGCAAAAGCCAAAGGGUUUUCUGAUGUUCUCUUCCUUGAUGCAAUGGAACGUAAAUAUGUGGAGGAGGUGUCUUCGUGCAACGCUUUCAUGGUCAAGGGUAAUGUGAUUACAACUUCACCUACACUCGGAACCAUUCUUCCUGGAAUCACAAGGAACACUAUCAUGCAACUUGCUCGUGAUUUGGGCUUCCAGGUGGAGGAACGCAAAUUUUCGGUUGAUGAAGUGAUUGAAGCUGAUGAGGUUUUCUGUACUGGAACUGCUGUGGGGAUCUCUGAGGUUGGCAGUGUAACCUACAAGGAUAUGAGGGUGGAAUUCAAAACAGGAACAAAUACUGUUACCCAGAAAUUGUAUGAUUUCAUUACGGGAAUCCAAACAGGUGUUUUGGAGGAUCAGAAAGGAUGGGUGGUGAAGAUUGACUGAAAUAUUAACCACUGAUAUCAUAUACUAAUGUGAUACAUGUAAUAUAUAUAUAUAU
This is a messenger RNA of Vigna unguiculata (cowpea), 1149 nucleotides long. Its product is annotated as branched-chain amino acid aminotransferase 1, mitochondrial-like. The record is from RefSeq and is a predicted model, not a curated record. Gene Ontology annotation, molecular function: branched-chain-amino-acid:2-oxoglutarate transaminase activity. Lineage: Eukaryota; Viridiplantae; Streptophyta; Magnoliopsida; Fabales; Fabaceae. Gene Ontology annotation, biological process: branched-chain amino acid metabolic process.